CACCUUUCUUCGCCAGGAAGGAGGAAGACACACAGCGGCAGCUCUCCCUACAUUUGUGUCGGUGUGCUCUAAGUGUGAACUGCUCCUCUCCUCUCCUGUGUGUCAGUCUGUCUGUCUGUCAGUUCAUCCAUGCCCGCCCUGUAAACCUGCUCUGUCCGGGAUAUUCUGCUGUUUCACCGGAUCUCAGCGCUGUGGAAUGAGUUUUAUCACCGGCUGGAGGCGAAGCGUGAAGAAAAAUGACAGCAAAAAGGAUGCCAAAGAGGCACAAGACAUCCCUGACAGCCCGGACUCUCCAGGCCGGUUGGCAGUCAUAAACAGUCGAGACCUGGAUCCCAUCAUCACAGACUUCAGGUUACAGCUACCGGACAACAAAGAUGCUCUGGAAUCUACAAAUCCAUCUAAUGGGUGCUCGCGGUCAGACCUGUCUCUGGCGCUGGAGGACUGUAUGGCCGCCCUGGAUCUGUUUCUCAGAAAUGACUUUGAGGAGGCGCAGGCCCGGCUCAGAUGCAGAACCAAAGACAGCAUGUACCACGCUCUGACCUAUGCCACUAUCUUGGAGAUGCAGGCGAUGAUGACCUUUGACCCCCAACACAUCCUGGCUGCAGGAAACACCAUGAAGGAGGCCCAGGCUAUUUGUCAGCGGCACCGCAAGAAGUCAAGCUUCUCCAAAAGCUUCACAGAAGAGGAACUACAUGCUGAAGUUUGCUACGCCGAGUGUCUCCUGCAGAGGGCAGCGCUCACCUUUCUGCAGGAUGAAAACAUGAUCAGUUUCAUUAAAGGGGGAAUCAAAGUGAGGAACAGCUACCAGACAUACAAGGAGCUCCACACAGUCCUCCAGUCUGCUGGAUACAGUCAUGGUGAUAACCAUGGCCAUUUUGAGGGUGGUGUUAAAUUGGGAGUAGGAGCUUUUAAUCUAAUGAUUUCCAUGUUGCCCACACGGACGCUCAAGCUGCUUGAGUUUGUCGGCUUCUCCGGUAAUAAGGAGUUUGGUCUCCAGCAGCUUCAGGAGGGCUCUGCAGAAAGCACAUUUAGGUCCUUCCUCUGUAACAUGCUCCUGCUCUGUUAUCAUACCUUCAUGAGCUUCAUACUCGGCACUGGAGAAGGAGAUGUUGAAGAUGCAGAGAAACUGCUGCAGCCAUAUCUCAAAAAAUAUCCGAAGGGAUCCAUUUUCUUGUUCUUUGCUGGUCGAAUAGAAGAGAUCAAAGGCAACCUGGAUGCUGCCAUCAAGCGUUUCGAGGAGUGCUGCGAGGCUCAGCAGCAGUGGAAGCAGUUUCAUCACAUGUGCUACUGGGAGCUCAUGUGGUGUUUCACAUACAAGAGGCACUGGAAGAUGGCUUACUUCUACGCAGACCUGCUCAGCAAGGAGAACUCAUGGUCCAAGGCUACCUAUGCGUAUAUGAAAGCAGCCUACCUCAGCAUGCUGACGAAGGAUGAUUGUCUAACCUUCGGGGAGUCUGCGCUCACUCUGUUCAGGCAGGUUCCAGCGCUGAAGCAGAAAAUCGCUGGCAAGUCUUUACCAACAGAGAAGUUCGCUAUCAGAAAAGCCCGUCGCUACCUUGCAGAAAACCCCAUUCCACUUCCUGCUCCUCCACUGGAGAUGAUGUACAUAUGGAAUGGCUAUACAGUCAUUGGCAAACACAAAGACCUGACGGAGGGCAUGCUGAAAACACUGGAUGAGGCACAGGCUAAACUUGAUAGCAGCCCAAGGACUGAGUUCUCCAUAGAUGAUCAGUGUCUGCUGAGCUUGCUGAAGGGACUGUGUCUCAAACACCUGGGGCAUCAAGAGGAGGCCGAACACUACUUUACCCUAGUCCUCUGCAAUGAGACUCAAAUCAAGUAUGACCACUACCUGGUUCCUAAUGCACUGCUGGAGCAUGGUCUGCUGUGUUUGGAGCAAGGCAGAAAAGAUGAAGCUAUCAAACUCCUAGAAGCAGCAAAGCAAAAUUACAAAAACUACUCAAUGGAGUCACGGACACACUUCCGCAUUCAGGCUGCUCUGCAUAAGGCCAAGGGCACCGGGGAGAACGGCGUUCAUGUUCCCUCCAGCCCAUAACUGACAGAGGAGGGCACACUAGAGCAGAGACAGCUUUCUGUUUCUGCAAUCCCACAAUGCAACACUCAGCCCCGCCCCGCCCAGCCCCGCCCAUUCAGGCGGGCAUUUUGUUUUUUGCAUAAGGAUAGGGGAAGAGGGAUGCUUAUUGUUCUUGUGUGUGCCAUCCUUACGGGCAACUGCAGCUCUUUGUGGCCAUGACUGGCUGCUGGUUUGCUACACCCUCUUCCAGAAAUAUAUUAUGAUGAAAUUAAUUUUCUUGUGUAAUAUGAAAUAGAGAAAGUUGAGAAAUGUGCCUAUACUUAAGAAACAUUGCUUCUAGCAGGCUUAUUUGUCUACCACCAUGGCCACCCAUAAGGGGUGCACUAGGGUGAAAGACAAGGUCACAUUUGUAUAGUACAUACCACAGAGGGCCUCCACUGCUACCCCAGGAUAAAAAUGUGCCCGGUUCAGGGUACUGGGGUUGGACCUGAUGAAACCAGAGUACCAAACAGCCCACAAGAAAUUACUGACACUAACUCCAACAUUUGGUGUUGGUCGCUACAAAGCACUCCCACUUCUUUUAAUCUAAUGUGAAUUACUGAUUAUUGAUACACAUCAUUAUGUGUUGACAUAGUUCGACACCUGUUAUACUCAUCACAUAUUCCAUGAGAACUAUGAGACUGUUUUGUACUGUGUCAUUUGAUACAUUUUUGUUGACAGGUUUCCCUUUGUUCAGAUGUUUGAUCACCAAUAUGACCAAAUUAGAUGUAAAUUCUGAAUGUUGGAUUCACUUUUUUAACUCUACAUAAUCUUUGGUUCGUUGUGUUUCUCAGAUUGAAUGAACUUUUUAUUGUUUACUUUAAGUUUUCUUCCUUUCCUUGAAACCUAUUGAAACACUUUCUUUCAGUCUCCUUCUGAAGAAUUGAUCAAAUCCGCUGUAUUUAAAGUUACAUGUAAUGGCUCUUUGCACAACGCUUUGUAAAUCAGCCAGCCAUGCAAACUCUCCAUUGUCAAAAAAUGCCUAUCAGACUUGCAGUGAGAGUUGUUGGUUACAUUUAUAUACUGUAAAUGGCACCUUUUACACAAAUUGUCCCGUUUUAAGAGGACAGAUGAAUGUGUCUUUUAGAAAGGCAGACUCCCUCCUUUUCUCCUCCUGGUGUGUGGGACAGGCUCCAACAGUACUUGAGCUUGAACAAACAGGCCAUUCACGGCGAGCAGCGAAGGACUGCGUGCUUGUCUGCCUGUUGCAUCUUUAGUGGGUGAAGAAGCUGUGAAUGGCAACCACCACAGUCUUCCUGCUUUGUGAACAUCCUCUGCUGCUCAUGUAUCAGCCAUGCUUGACUAGAACCACCUAUAGAAAUACUUCAAAAUAUCAUAACCACGAUUCUGUAACAAAUGAUUAUCUGUAUAUGAACAAAUACUUGUAAUGAUUGAAAUGAUAAGACAGAAAGUGGUCACCUCUAAUUGUGCUGGUGGUGAGGUUCUUUGAAUGGCUGUGUCCCAGCAACAGUGUCCACAACCUAGAAACUCAGAUGGUGUUUCAAGUGUUGAAAUUAGAGCAUUGCUGAUUUAUUCAUGAUUAGAGUGAGGUUUGGGAUUCAAGACGAUAACUAAGAGUCAGUUUCAAUUUUUUAAUGGUGGAGGAAAUGUAUUCUUAAUACUGUUUUAACAGCAGUUGAUCUCUGUAAUAUUCAAAUAACAAAUCGUCAUUUUCUAAUAAUUAAUCAAGCUUGUUUUUUUUUCCCUUUGGUUUUACUGAUGUAGCUGAAAGAAACUCUAACCAAAUUUAGUGGCAUUGUGAUGUUGACAAUCAGCAUAUUAUACUGGGCACGGCUACCACAGAGCAGAAUGACAUUCCUGUACAUACUGAAUGUUUCUAUUGUAAUUUAAGAUGAAAUGAUGAUAAGCAACUAAAAAAACAC
Seriola dumerili (greater amberjack) is the source of this 3954-nucleotide messenger RNA. It is a transcript of the gene ttc39a, whose product is annotated as tetratricopeptide repeat domain 39A. The transcript is spliced from 21 exons. Gene Ontology annotation, molecular function: protein binding. Lineage: Eukaryota; Metazoa; Chordata; Actinopteri; Carangiformes; Carangidae. The record is from RefSeq and is a predicted model, not a curated record. The coding region runs from base 197 to 2053 and encodes 618 amino acids.